Condylura cristata (star-nosed mole) is the source of this 975-nucleotide messenger RNA. RefSeq names its product adrenoceptor alpha 2C (gene ADRA2C). The annotation marks the transcript as partial. Lineage: Eukaryota; Metazoa; Chordata; Mammalia; Eulipotyphla; Talpidae. The record is from RefSeq and is a predicted model, not a curated record. The transcript has 4 exons. Gene Ontology annotation, molecular function: adrenergic receptor activity. Gene Ontology annotation, biological process: adenylate cyclase-activating adrenergic receptor signaling pathway. Gene Ontology annotation, cellular component: membrane.
GGCGCCGUGGCGGGGCUGGCGGCCGUGGUGGGCUUCCUCAUCGUCUUCACCGUGGUGGGCAACGUGCUGGUGGUGAUCGCCGUGCUGACCAGCCGGGCGCUGCGGGCGCCGCAGAACCUCUUCCUGGUGUCGCUGGCCUCGGCCGACAUCCUGGUGGCCACCCUGGUCAUGCCCUUCUCGCUGGCCAACGAGCUCAUGGCCUACUGGUACUUCGGGCAGGUGUGGUGCGGCGUGUACCUGGCCCUCGACGUGCUGUUCUGCACCUCCUCCAUCGUGCACCUGUGCGCCAUCAGCCUGGACCGCUACUGGUCCGUGACUCAGGCCGUCGAGUACAACCUGAAGCGCACGCCGCGCCGCGUCAAGGCCACCAUCGUGGCGGUGUGGCUCAUCUCGGCCGUCAUCUCCUCCCCGCCGCUCAUCUCCCUCUACCGGCAGCCCGACGGGGCCGCCUACCCGCAGUGCGGCCUCAACGACGAGACCUGGUACAUCCUGUCUUCCUGCAUCGGCUCUUUCUUCGCGCCCUGCCUCAUCAUGGGCCUGGUCUACGCGCGCAUCUACCGGGUCGCCAAGCUGCGCACGCGCACGCUCAGCGAGAAGCGCGCGCCCGGGGGCCCCGACGGCGCGUCGCCGACCACGGACCGGUCCAUCUGGGCGCCUGCACCCCAGACUCCUGUUGCUUUUGAGGUGGCCCCAGCCGCCAAGCGAUAUGGCUCCUUCAAGGAGGCGCCGGGCAGAGGCUGCCGGGCCACUCCGCGCCUCCGGCAGCGCCAGGCUGGACCCACACAGCUCCCAGCCCCGCGGGACCCAUCCCUCCGCAGCAGCGCCCGGCCCCUUCCCGACCCCCUGAUGUCUGGACCGCCGGGGCAGAGCCAGACCCGCGCCUCCCUGGCCCCGCCGCGGCCUCUGGCCGCCUCCGCGCAGCAGCACCGCAGGCUCAGACCCGGCGGCAUCGCCGCAGCCCCGGGGCUCGGCUGA